UUGCGGCAGAUUCGGUUGUUCGAAAACAUUGCUCUCAAAACUAUUUGGUUGGAUAUUCUUAUUUUCUAGUAUCGUUGCAGUUCUUCUAACUCCCACAAAUACACGGAUUUCAUUGCGCGCCGCAGAAUGGAGGCACAUGCUAUUGCUCGACCGGAUCCAGUGGUGAUGACAAUAGAUAGCCCAGAGUUUCACUCUAUUUUCACACCCGAAUUAAAUGAUUUGAUUGCUUUGUUCAAGCGACACAAUCAUGAAAUUCGUAUUGCAGGAGGAGCCGUAAGAGAUAUUCUGAUGAAAAUAAACCCAAAAGAUGUAGAUAUUGCAACAACAGCGACCCCUGCUGAAAUGAAGGAAAUAUUCACUAAGGAGAAUAUUCGCAUGGUGAAUAUGAACGGUGAGAAGCAUGGCACUAUAACACCUAGGAUCAAUGAUAAGGAAAACUUUGAGAUAACCACUCUCCGGAUUGAUGCCGUUACCGAUGGACGACACGCGGAGGUCAUUCACACCAAAGAUUGGUUGUUGGAUGCAAAUAGAAGAGACCUAACAAUCAACUCAAUGUUUCUUGGUUUCGAUGGAGUUCUAUAUGACUACUUCUAUGGGUAUGAAGACUUACAGAAACGACGGAUAGCGUUUGUCGGUGAUCCCGAUUUGCGUAUCAAAGAAGACUACUUGCGCAUUCUUCGCUAUUUUCGUUUUUACGGACGCAUUGCCGAGGAAGCAAAUCGACACGACGAGGAAACACUGCGAGUAAUAGCAAAAAAUUCGUCAGGAUUGGCCAAAAUCAGUGGCGAACGCAUCUGGCAAGAAUGGAAAAAAAUAUUAACUGGUAACUUCGGCGUCGAGCUAACAGAAGAGAUGCUGAAGCAACAGCUUGCGUCGUAUAUUGGACUUCCAGAGUCUCCAAACAUCGACGAGUUCCUCCGGGUUUCGGAGAAGGUACGAGCGAUUGAUAAAAAAGUACAACCGAUUACGCUUGUUUCCGCAUUGCUAGACACACCGGAGGAUGCAGUUAAUCUUCAUCUUCGGCUUAAAUUCACCGUCUAUGAGCGUGAACUAUGUUACUUUAUAACACAAAAUCGUGCAGAAACUUCUACUAUCGAUGAAAUAUUGCCCUUCCAACAGCUUUGCCUCCAAACAAUAAGCAGUGCAAAAAUAAAGAAAGAGUACGUUUUAGAGUUGCUAAAGUACCACGGGAAGCGUGGUUUACACCAACAGCUUCUGGAUUGGCCAUUGCCACAGUUUCCCAUAAAAGGAAAUGUGCUUAUCGCGAAAGGUGCACCUACGGGACCCAAGCUGGGACAUGUGAUGGAUCGGCUCAAAGUCAUAUGGUCCAACAAUCAAUACAGCAUGACGCAAGAGCAACUGCUUGAGCAUCUGCCAAAGGUGUUGGAAGAGCUAAAUUCGAAAAAGAAAUAGAAAAGAAAUCCGAAAAGAUUUCAUCGGAUGAAUUUAAACUAUUUGAAUGUAAUGCUAACAACACCUUGUUUGGCAUGCAUGGGCUAAAGAAAUAACGGAUUUAAUCGACAUCUUAGGAAUGGAAAUAUAUUCGGUCCAAUGGCCACAAUGAUUG
Messenger RNA from Anopheles coustani, 1567 nucleotides. Its product is annotated as CCA tRNA nucleotidyltransferase 1, mitochondrial. The coding region runs from base 127 to 1413 and encodes 428 amino acids. Lineage: Eukaryota; Metazoa; Arthropoda; Insecta; Diptera; Culicidae. The record is from RefSeq and is a predicted model, not a curated record. The transcript is spliced from 5 exons. Gene Ontology annotation, biological process: RNA processing. Gene Ontology annotation, molecular function: RNA binding; nucleotidyltransferase activity.